AUGACGAUUCAAGUCUUUCCCACUGGCUACUAUGUCAAUUCUAUCGUUCGAUUUCUGGACACAAUUGAUUACAACGACACCAACUAUACAACAGAGGAACGUAUAGCCAAGCUUGCCUAUGCGUACACAAAGACAGCCAAGCACUUUGCCCACCCCGACAGACAGAGGGAAAUCAAAGUGAGCCCAAGAAAGCUUCAAGCCUCUCUCCAAACUAUUGUUGCCAUGGUAGUGUACAGUUGGGCCACAGCCUCAGAAGAAGUCAUGGCAGACCUGAGUAUUCAUUACACGUAUAUGCUCAUUCUCGAUGACAGUCAUGACGAUCCUUCUGAGAGUAUGGAGUCAUUUUAUGACAACAUGCUUGCAGGUCGAGCUCAAGAGCACCCGUGGUGGCAAAUGGUGAAUGGACAGUUCCCCCAGGUCCUUCGGCAUUACGGUCCCUAUUGCGGCCUUAACAUGAUUCGAUCAACUACAGACUUUUUUCAAGGCUGUUGGGUUGAGCAGCACAACUUUAUGGGCUUCCCCGGGUCCUUUGACUACCCUACAUUCUUGAGACGAAUGAAUGGUUUGGGACACUGCGUUGGUGGCUCUAUGUUUCCAAAAGAGCGCUUUGACGAGAGAGAACUGUUCACAGAAAUCACAGCUGUCAUUGCACAGAUGGAAAACUGGAUGGUUUUUGUCAACGAUCUACUCUCCUUCUACAAGGAGUUUGAUGAGCCUCGUGACCAGACAAGUCUGGUUAACAACUAUGCUCGUUGUAACGAGAUUAUCCUGGAGGAUGCUCUGGAAAUUGUGACUAAGGACACCAUUCGAGACUCGGAACAGCUCCUUGCUGUCUUUCGCGACAAAGACCCCAAAAUCCUCCACACGCUGCGCACAUUUAUUCAGGGUUACGUCACCUGGCAUCUCUGCGACCCUCGAUAUCGACUACAGGAGCUGACUACCUUGCUCACGGGUCAGACUGGGGCUUCAGCCAAGCUUCACAGCUAUUUGCAAUCUGCAAAGACAGUCGGAUCCGUUGACUCCAAAACUUGGGCGUAUCCUAGCGUGGCAUCUUUUGCCGCUGAAUAUGAAGCAAAGUCCUUCUCAGAAGCAAUUUGGGCUCCGAAAUAUGCGACUGUCGAAGCCUUGUUAGCUCAAGAGCUACAAGACAAGGAAGAUGCCACGGUGUUCCCUCUCGAGCAGAAAUCGACCCCAACCCAAUCCAAUUGCAGAGAAAAAGCAUCGUACACAUUAUCCAAGUUCCGUCUGCCAGAGAGUCAAGAGGCAGGAAUGUCGUUUCCUAAUAUUGUUCAUGCAGCAUGGGCAAUUUUAGUGGCUCAAGAGACCCACGCAAAUUCUGUCGCUUUUGCCAUAUCAACCUCAGGCCAACAUCCCAUUCCAAAAUUCGUCCGCAUGAAUGGUGAUCUUCCUGUUCGCAGCUUUCUUCAUGAUAUUCAGGAAGCAACUAUUAGGAGUCUGCCAUUAACCACAUUCAAACUCCAAAAAUCGGGUAGAAUUUCACUCGACGGUCUUAACACCUUGGUUCUGGUUGACGAAUUCGAUGAAGUCAUGGAAAAUCCAAUCAUCAAUCUACCUGAAAAUCCGCGCGAUGAAGUUGAAUCAUCAUUCCCGCUCAUUAUUCGGGUGUCCACCACUUGCCUUGGCAUUCACAUGGCCGCGGACCUCGAUACGCGAUACAUUGAAAAGUCAACAAUGUCUAGAAUCUUUGCGCAACUCUCCUUCAUUCUGAAGCAGUUAUGUGAUAACUACUCAAAGGGCACUGCUUUGAGCAAUAUGAGUUUCUGUAGUCCUACAGAUCUAGCGGAGAUCUUGGCAUGGAACAGCGUCAGCCAUGACCCAGUAGAAGACUGCAUCCAUUGGCAGUUUUCGAACCAAGUCAAACUUCAGCCUGAAGCAGAGGCAAUCUCGGCUUGGGACAGAUGCUUCAACUAUCGGGAUCUGGAUACCUUGACAGCUCAGCUAGCAGCACACCUUCAGUCAUUACCACACCCAGUGGGCCCGGGUGUUACAGUACCCAUUUGUUUUCCCAAGUCUGCAUACGCUGUCGUGGCUAUGUUAGCAGUCCUUCGCGCUGGUGGUUCAUAUGCGCCUAUGGAUCCAGCCUAUCCACAGAGCCGUAUUUUUGAGAUACUUGGUCAACUUGAAUCAACUACUGUCUUGGUAUCACCUGAGAACAGUCAUUUGUUUGAUGGAACUAUUGCGGAACAGAUUCUCGAAGUAUCAGAGUCCACACUCCUGACUUUGGCUACCGAUAGGACACACUCUUCAUCAAUUGAACAGGACACAGUCAAGCCUUCUGAUCCAUGCAUGAUUUUAUUCACAUCUGGGAGUACUGGAAAACCCAAGGGCAUAGUUCUCGAGCACAAGUCUGUUUGCAAGGUCUUCCAGGAACAUGGGAAGGCCUCCGGCUUCCGACGAGGCAUGCGAACACUGCAAUUUUCCGCCCAUACAUACGAUGUAUGCCAUGGUGAAAUAUUUGAGACUCUUUAUUGGGGUGGCACUGUGUGUAUCCCAUCAGAAGAGGAUCGGAUGAGUGACAUUGCCGGGUUUGUUAACCGUCACAACGUUGACUGGGCAUGCUUGACACCGUCAGUGGCCGGCCUCUUAGACCCUGCAAAAAUGCCAUGUCUCAAGACCCUUGGCCUUGGAGGUGAAGCUGUACCAGGUGAAGUUUUGCACUUGUGGAAAGACUAUGUUCGCAUUGUUUUGAUGUACGGGCCAUCUGAAUGCAGCAUCUACACCUCGGCCAAAGACCUAGAGACAGAUGCCGAUAUCGGUACUCUUGGCAUUGGCCGUGGUUGUUCAUUGUGGAUUGUCGACCCCCAAAACCACAAUAAUCUCAUGCCUGUCGGCGCUGUUGGAGAGCUGGUGAUUGAAGGACCCAUCGUUGCUCGCGAGUACCUCAAGAACCCAGAGCUGUCAAAAAAGGUAUUCAUCCAAAACCCGGAAUGGCAAGCCGAGCAGAACAAGACAAGUCAUUCCCCACGCCGUUAUUGCAAGACUGGAGAUUUGGUACGUUAUGAUCCAAAUGGCGCAGUACGGUUCGUGGGCCGAAAGGACACCAUGCUGAAAUUGCGAGGUCAACGACUGGAACUUGGUGAUGUGGAGAUUCAUCUCAAGCUUGCAUUCCCAAAGGCCAGGGCGGUUUAUCCUACCAUAAUUGCUCCUGAAGCUUUGGGUACAGCAAAACAUUUGACAGGCUUCAUCCUUCUAGAAAAAAUGGAGCAGAUCUUUGAAAAAAGACUCGAAACCCAUGGAUUUGACCAUCCGGGAAUAUACACAGCUAUUAUUGGCAGCGAAAAGUGGCGGCUUAUGGUGGAAGAAGCUCAGGCUAUCUUGUCGAAGGCUCUCCCUCAACACAUGAUUCCCACAAUGUAUAUCCCUAUGCUCCAGCUACCUCUCAGUGCAUCUAUGAAAACCGACCAGAAGCGGCUGCACCAGCUUGGAGCAUCUUUGACGCUGGAUCAGUUAACCCUGCUCAACACAGCCACAGCCCCAAAGCUAUCGACUUUCCAGCGGGAGAUGUCCAAUGAAGAAAAGAUUCUGCAGUCUCUCUGGGAAUCGGUUCUCGGUCGCGAAAAGAGUCGCAUAGGCCCAGAUGCUCACUUCUUUCAUUUGGGCGGACAUUCAGUCCUUGCUAUGAGUCUUGUACGACUCGCCAGGGAUUCUGGAUAUGCCAUCACAUACAAGGAUGUCUUUCAAACACCGGUUUUGGCCGAGUUGUCUAAGAUUAUGACCAAACUUAUUCGUGAAGAGUCAAGUCAAAACAACGUGAAGCCGUUCUCACUUCUGAAACAAAUCGGCAACCAUGACGAUCUUCGUCAGGAAAUCUCUCAGCAGCUGAAGAUUGAGCCAUCAAAUAUCGAAGACGUACUGCCUUGCACACCAUUUCAAGAAGCUUUGAUUUCAAGCACAGUCAGACAACCAGGGAGUUAUGUAGCGCGCAGCGCAUUUCGCCUGCAGCCACAUGUUGAUAUGUCACGGCUGCAGUUGGCAUGUGAAAGCCUUGUAUCAUCGAUACCAGCUCUCCGAACAAGGAUUGUUGAUCUACCAGGCCAUGGAUUUUUGCAGGUUGUUGUUGAUGAACCUCUGAGUUGGCUACAGCAUGACGACUUAGAUCGAGCUUCUGUUGGACUCGGCACACCUCUAACAUUCUUUGAGCUAUCCAAAGACACAACUGGCUCAUACCUCCUUUGGACUCUCCACCAUGCCGUUUACGAUGGACACUCUCUCCCGUUGAUGCUUGAGAGCCUUGAGUCCUUGUAUAGCAAGGGGUCUAUCUCAUUUUCGCCAACACCAUUCCCAAUUUUUAUUGAGCACAUCACGAAGCAGCGAGGACUGGACGAUGCACAUCAAUUCUGGAAGAGCCAGUUUUCUGGAGAUUUUGAAUCGUCACGUUUCCUUGGACUCCCCUUGCCAAACUUUGCUCCCUUUGCAAACAGCUCGAAGGAACAUUGCAUUACGGAUAUUUCGUGGCCUAUGGCAGAUGUGACCCCUGCCACAAUUGUGCGUACUGCCUGGGCUGUACUGCAAUCCCAGUACACAGGCUCGCAUGAUGUACUCUUUGGGGCAACUGUGAGUGGCCGUCAGACCCUAAUGCCAGGGGUAGACUCCGUGGUAGCUCCCACUAUGGCGACUGUACCCGUGCGCAUCCAGCUCGACCACAGUUUGAGCGUGGAAGAUAUCCAGCGCAGAAUUCAGACUCAGGCGUUGGAGAUGCAUUCUUAUGAGCAGAUUGGACUGCCUGAUAUCAGACGCAUUUCUCCUGCUGCAGAGCAUGCUUGUCAAUUCCAGACUCUGCUUAUUGUUCAACCCGUUUCUGAAGACAUGAAUCGCAUCUCUGAAUUAUUCAAAUAUAAAGAAGACACUGCAUCUGACUCCCCCGUGCAUCAUAGCUUCACCCAUGAAGCUAAAGAUCAUGCUUUGAUCUUUGAAUGCCAGUUAGAACGGGAGGGUGUCAAGGUCCACGUCAACUUUGACCAUCGAUUUAUUUCUGACCUACAUGUGGGAAGACUUGUCGCUCAGUUUGAUCACAUUCUACAUCAACUCUGUGAUAAAAGGAUGCGUCAUAGUACGCUAUCUGAUCUAAACCUCUUGAGCCCGGAGGAUCUGACUCAGAUUUGGAAAUGGAACGCUCAUCUUCCCGAGAGAAUCGAAGAAUGUGUGCAUAACAUUAUCCAAUGCAAAGCCAAAGAGCAGCCAGAUGCCUCAGCAAUCGAUGCUUGGGAUGGAAGAAUGACCUACCAAGAGCUCGAUUCCAAAUCCACAUUGCUGGCACAGCACAUGAUUCAGCACUUCGGUUCAUGCGUCGGCAAGGUUGUUCCGUUGUUCUUUGCAAAGUCCAUGUGGGUACCCGUCGCUGCCUUGGCUGUGAUGAAAGCAGGAGGCGCCUCUCUGCUGCUGGAUACAGCGCAGCCAAACGAAAGAAUUCGAGCUAUUAUUGAUCAAAUCACCCCAGCAUUCAUCAUUUCCUCUGUCACGGAGCGGGAAAGGGCUCUGAAAGUUGAUGGCAACAAGCUUCUUGUUCUUGGGGAAGAGCAGAUGAAUCAAAUUUGCUUUACUCCCAGAGCAUCUGACAUAGACCUGCCGAAUGUCCCCUCUUCAAGCUUGCUUUACCUUACAUUUACAUCUGGUAGUACCGGUACUCCUAAAGGAGUUCGAAUCAGUCACGCCAAUUUUGCCAGUGCACUGCAUCAUCAGAAGGGGCGCAUUGGAUACGACGAACAUUCGAGAGUGUAUGAUUUCGCCUCAUAUUCUUUUGACAUUUCCUGGUCCAAUAUCAUCCAUACCCUGGCUUAUGGAGGCUGCAUCUGCAUUCCUUCCCUAGAGGAGCGUGACAAUAACCUCGUGGGCUCCAUGCAGCGUCUCAAAGCGAAUGCGGCCAAUCUGACUGAUAGUGUUCUCGCUCUCCUGAAACCCUCAUCCCUGCCACUCAUGAAGAAUCUCAUCUCAGCUGGUGAAGCCAGCAAGCCGACAACAAUCGAAAAAUGGAGCUCUGCUGUCUCUUUGUAUCAGAUAUAUGGUCCUGCAGAGUGCACUCCUCUCAGUACAGGACAGCUGACUGAGCAUGGGUCAACUUCAGCCACCAUGGGAACUGGAUUGGGCUUCAACACCUGGGUGGUUGAUGCAUCAGGUCAAAAGCUUGCACCACUGGGAGUUGUCGGAGAACUUUGGCUGGAGGGGCCUGGUGUGGGCUUGGGCUACGCCCAAGAUUCCAGUAAAGAGGCACAAGCUUUUGUUGUCGAUCCACCAUGGCUUCUCACUGGCUCCGCCUCCAUCCCUGGUCGGUGUGGACGAUGCUACAGAACCGGAGACUUGGUAAAAUAUCAUGAAAAUGGUGCCUUGGAGCAUAUGGGACGCAAGGACAGCCAGGUUAAGAUCCGCGGACAACGAGUUGAGUUGGCAGAGGUUGAGCAUCAGAUUCAUCGCGGUCUAUUGGCACUGGGGAAGGAUUUCAAUCCUCAGAUUGCUGCAGACGUUGUCAUCCCCAAAAACUCAACUGAACCGACUCUGGUGGCCUUUUUGAGUCGAGCAUGGAGCAUCAAAGACACAGAAUGGGAAGCAAACCUGGUCAAAAUGGGUGAUCGUCUUAAUGCAUGGCUGGCAGAUUCACUUCCAGCAUACAUGAUCCCAUCAGGUUAUGUUGCUGUAGAGGAUUGGCCUGUUUCUGGCACCAAGAAGCUGGACAGGAGACGGCUGCGUGAGCUCGGUACUCAGAAGACUUUUCAAGAACUCCAAGCUUCAGGCCAAGGGUCCGCAGAGCCAGCUCCAGCUGAGGAAACCAUGACUGCAGCCGAGAUACGUUUACGGGCACUCUGGGCCAUUGUGUUGAAGGUUGACAUGAACACCAUCCAAAGCAAAGACAACUUCCUGAGAGUUGGAGGUGACUCCAUCAAAGCUGUUCGUUUGGUAUCUGCAGCUCGCAAGCAAUCUCUAGUGCUCAGUGUGGCCAAGAUACUCAAGCAUCCAAGGCUCAGCGACAUGGCUUUGAGUAUGACGGAAGGCAAAGAUGUGACUUAUACUGAGCCUGAGCCCUUCAGUCUUCUGAAUGGUGGAAGUGCUUCAUUUGAAAGUGUGCUGGAGGAUAUUGGUUCGGUCUUGGAUUUUCCGACAAACCAAGUGCGAGACAUUGCCCCGACCACGUACACUCAAGCACUAUGCGUCGAUGCUGCUACAUACUCACCGCCGCAGGGCUGCUUUGUCUUCCACGUUGAUAUUCCAGAGGAGAUUCCUCUACAAUCAAUCCUUGACUUUGCUCAAAUGCUGUGGGACCGGGUGGAAAUUUUCAGAACUGUUUUUGCCAGAUCGGAAUCUGGAGACCUCUUACAAGUGAUACCUGAAGGACUCACCGUUCCACUUGAAACACACGAAGUUGGUGAAGGGGCCACUCUGGACGAUGCUGCAGCAGAAAUCUUUGAGGAAAGUCUUCAGCCACCUCUGGAAAUGGGAGCUGUCUAUGUCAAGUUUAUGUUGAUUCAUGGUCAUGGGAAGCCAAGGAGAUUUGGAUUCCGUGUCUCUCACGGGCACUUUGAUGGAGUCAGUUUGAUUCCAAUUUUGGCCUGUCUUGCUGCAACCUUACAAAAUCGCGAGUGGCCGAACAUUCCGAAGUUUGUCGGCUACAUUGGUUAUGUUCGCAAGCAGGACGCGAAGACCAUUGAGCAUUGGAAAAAAGCUCUUCGGGGAUCAAAGCCCAUGGCACUUGAUCCAACUGGAGAGCAAAGUCGUAUUAUAACACGCACCAAAGUCAUCGCAUCUCCUCCAAACAUCCCCGACUUCACCGCAGCCAAUAUCUUCCUUGCUGCUUGCACAGAGGCAUUAGCUCAACUCCAUGACACAUCUGAUGUGAAUGCUUCAUUGACAGUAUCCGGGCGAACCAUGCUGCCUGGUGGUUUGGACAAUGUCAUUGGGCCAUGUCUCAACCAGAUCCCCUUACGAGUUUCUCUGCCAGCUGAUCGGACUUUUGAAAAAACCCUCGCCAUGGUCCAACAAGCUCAGCUGGAUGCUUUACCAGCCGAGGUUGCUACUUCUGAGAGCAUCUACAAGACUUGUGCUGAGGAUUGGCCUGUCCAUCAACGCAAGAUGUUCUAUAACGUGCAAUUCCACAAUGUCAUCUUCCCAUCUAUUGAUUUGCUGGGUGACGGAGUCAAGACACCUUUGAAGGUGCAUGGUCCAACCGGGGUGUGGGAUCAUUCGGAGGAAGUCUGGGUAAUUGCCAGACCAGUGGGAGAGACCUGGCACAUUGCUCUUAGUGCAAACGCUUCGAAUUGUACUCCGGAGCAUUUGGAGAAGGUUGGAGAUACAAUCGCCUGUAUCUUAGAUUCGCCAGAUCAUUAG
Messenger RNA from Penicillium malachiteum, 8334 nucleotides. Its product is annotated as nonribosomal peptide synthase. The coding region runs from base 1 to 8334 and encodes 2777 amino acids. Gene Ontology annotation, cellular component: cytoplasm. The transcript is spliced from 2 exons. The record is from RefSeq and is a predicted model, not a curated record. Lineage: Eukaryota; Fungi; Ascomycota; Eurotiomycetes; Eurotiales; Aspergillaceae. Gene Ontology annotation, biological process: amino acid activation for nonribosomal peptide biosynthetic process; secondary metabolite biosynthetic process. Gene Ontology annotation, molecular function: carbon-oxygen lyase activity, acting on phosphates; phosphopantetheine binding.